AUGUCGCCCACAUCAGCCCCAAAACCGGAGCGGCAACCCAAGCUUCGAGCUUCGUGCGAUGCAUGUGCAGCUUCGAAGGUCAAAUGCAGCAAAGAGCAUCCUAUGUGCGCGCGCUGCUUAUCAGCAGGCUCGGAUUGCAUCUACGGCAUUUCAAGAAAGCACGGCAAGCCAGGACGUACACGGAAGCGCAAUCCCGACGGAACCCCAUUCACAAAAGCCUCGAAGCAACGGCCUUCACCAGCUGGGAGCGAAUUUGGCAAAUUCCGAAUUUGCGCGGAGCCGUUGCUUCCGGAAGUCGAAGAUUUGAACUGGCCCCCAACACUAGAUUUCGAGCAUCAAAUGACACCACAUUCGGCGUUUCCGGAGCGAGAUUACAACUUCAUGAGCGAAUUCCUGAUGACCAGUUCUCAAUCGCCCACGGAUUGCAUGCAAACCGUUAAGCCAGAACUUACCUUCCGGGAUCCAUUCGCAAGACAAGAGUCUCUACAGCCUGACACGUCUCUACCGGCGGAUUUCCAAGCGCUGAAAGACUUCAUUGGCGGGGAUUCAGUGCGUCCUAUGGAGUACGCGAUAACAGAGGCGAACGUAGAUUCUUUCUUUCCGGAAAGCUCAGAACCGCCACAGAGCCCCAUGGGCUCUAUGAGCUCUAAUUUCAACCCUCUCCGAGAGGACAUCGUCAUGCCGACUUCGCACAACUGCUACAACCUCGCAUACUCCACACUCGAGAGCUUACACUUCAAGACGUUAGCAGAGACUUCAGAAAUGGAAUCUAUGUUCUUCCCAGACACAAAAAGCCUAGAUUCUGUUCUCUCAGUCACCAGAUCAGCCGUCAAGAACGUCCUACAGCUACUCUCGUGCUCUUGUUCCUCAGACCCGCAUCUCGCAAUGCUAUACUCAAGCAUCGCGUCCAAAAUCCUCACAUGGUAUCAAAUUGCCGCGGGCCUCAAUCCCGCAGCUCCACCCACACCCGCGCUCACUACCGCCUCCUCGCCCUCUUUAUCCUCGUCCUGGACGUUCUCCUCCGGCCCAUCGACGCCAUCACUCUCUCCAUCGAAGAUCAAUAUCACGGUGCAACCGAUGAAAAUCGGUGCCUUUGAGUUCGAUGAGGCGGAUCAGGAGGCGCUGAGACGCCAGGUUGUGCUGGGUGAGCUGAAGAAGUGCGGGGUGUUGGUUGAGGCGUUGGCGAAUUGGAGAGGGAACGGCGACGAACAAGCGGAGUUUUUGUACGACAUGCUCGGUGCGUGGUUGAAGAGCGAGCUGUUUAGGAUGUUAAGGGAUGUUACGGGAGGGCAGGAAGAGUGA
Molecule: messenger RNA, 1302 nt
Organism: Lindgomyces ingoldianus
Lineage: Eukaryota; Fungi; Ascomycota; Dothideomycetes; Pleosporales; Lindgomycetaceae
Exons: 1
Coding region: 1-1302 (433 amino acids)
Biological process (GO): regulation of DNA-templated transcription; aflatoxin biosynthetic process
Cellular component (GO): nucleus
Molecular function (GO): zinc ion binding; DNA-binding transcription factor activity, RNA polymerase II-specific; DNA binding
Source: RefSeq, a predicted model, not a curated record